Brassica oleracea var. oleracea is the source of this 1353-nucleotide messenger RNA. RefSeq lists its product as uncharacterized. The record is from RefSeq and is a predicted model, not a curated record. NCBI's taxonomy places the organism in Eukaryota, Viridiplantae, Streptophyta, Magnoliopsida, Brassicales, Brassicaceae. The transcript has a single exon. The coding region runs from base 1 to 1353 and encodes 450 amino acids.
AUGCUGGCUUUGGCGAGGUGGCAACCAAAGCAAAUCAAGGAUUUUCCUUCCGAGAUCACGUUUUGGAUCAGAGUUGUUGGUCUCCCGCUUGAAUUUAGGACCGUUUCAACAUUUGAGAGCAUUGGUGGUGCUUUGGGGAGAGUGGUGGAUGUAGAUGUGUUCCAUAACCGAGUUCAAGUUGUGAUGGACGCUUUCAAAGAACUAUGCUUUGAAACGACGAUAGACUUCAAAGGAGGAGAAUUCUACGAGGAGGAGGAAGUGGCGGUGUCUCUGCGCUACGAAAAGCUCUUCGGUUUUUGCAAGCUCUGUGGGAGUCUCUGUCAUAAGGAGGAGUUAUGCCCUUUUGAUGAGAAGAACACAAAGGCGAGUCCAGAAAGAAGGUGGGACAACAGAGAAGGGAAUGGGGGAUGGACUGAUGGUGCGAAACAUGAGGAGCACGCUCGUAGUUACAAGGGCAUGGUCAUUAACGGUAAUACGGGCCAACAGAACAGAGAAGGAGACAGUAGGGAGUAUUAUGGGAAGGGUAAGGGUAAAAUGGUGGAGGCAUCAGACUCUAAGUGGGUUAAGGUUCCAGAGCGAGGCAACAGGAGACCUUCUAAUCAUCAUGGAAACUACAGAGGGAAUGGGGAGGGUUCACGGGUUCAAAAUAUACGUCGUGAAGAUGUUCCAGUUGUGGACUCUGGAGCUCAAGUGGUGUCUUCCAGGACAUAUCCAACGCAACCAAGAGAGGAUCAGGGGCAGCAAGGUGCACCUCAGGUAACCCGUGAAGAGGGCAAGAUCACGCUGAACGGAGAUGCUGCUGCAACACUGCCGUCUGCAGAGUUUCAAAUGGAACUAUCUAAAACGCAGGUGGAAGGGUCGGAGGUGAUCGUGGUGGCUAUGGAGGAGGAGAGGGGUCUACUUGCAGUGCAAGGAAUGAUGGAGAAACAAGAUUAUACAUUUGAAGAUAUUGAGAUGGAACUGGAUGCUAUUAAUGCGGCUAUGAUAGAGAGUGGCGUCGACUUGGAGACAGAGGAAGAGUUUCAAACUCUAUUAGAAGAGGAGUUUGAGCAAGCUUCUGAGGCUCAGGCAGAGAACGCUCUCAUUCAGGAUGAGGAACAACCGGUGACUGGAGAGGAGAACAUCAAUAAGGAGGUGGGAACAGGGGACUUGGCGACGAGGCAGAGUCACCAUAAGAGGUUAUUCAAGCCCCACAGCAGCACUGCGGGUAGUACUAAAAUGAGAAUGGCAGCUGCGCUUGUCUCACCAAGAAGGAAAGUUGGAGCUAAGGUUGGGGCUCGUCAUGGAGACAAUACCAAACCACCGGAGAAAAAGGGACCUUCAAUUCCGAAGCCGGUUAACUUAAAAUUCUAA